AUGAAGAUAUUAAGUGGGUCACCACAAGCUGACAAAGCACAAACACCAGUGAUAUCACUUGAUUGGACGGAAUGUUUAGAUAAACGACCGACGGAUCGUACAAGUGACGAUCUGGAUACGAUUUUUUCUAAAUUGAAAGAUGUGAAAGCUUUUGAAAAAUUCCAUCCACUGCUCAUUCAACAACUUUGUUAUUAUAGUUAUUUUGAAUAUCUUGAAAAAGGAGUGACGCUCUUUCGUACCGGUGCUCUCGGUGCCAACUGGUUUGCAAUACUAAGCGGCAGUGUCGAUGUAUGUGUCCCGGCAGAAAAUGGCAAAGGACAUACACUUAUUUGUACGUUGGAAGCCGGCGCUGCUUUUGGUGAAUCCAUUCUCUACGACACACCUAGAAAUGCAACGGUUAUAACUUCAGCUGUUGUAAUGCUUCUAAGAGUGGAACAAAAGGAUUUCAAAAUUCUUUGGGAGCGUAAUAAACAAUAUAUGCAUGGCGUUAUAACUAGUCUCAGUCGAUUGACAAAUACAUUAGAUCCAAAACGUCGUGCUUCAGAAUUUGAUCCGUCACUUCUUCCACAAGUUGCCAGUUCAAAAUUUCUUAAAGAUGAUCCAACACGAAAUCCUGCCCUACCAAUUGUGCCUACUGCUUCUGUACGAAUUCAACAUGCUGCAUAUGUUUUGCGAACGUGUAUCCUUAGCAAAGCACCACAAAUGAUACGUGAUCGUAAAUAUCAUUUGAAAAUGCAUCGAAGUUGCCUUGUUGGCUCUGAAAUGGUCGACUGGUUAAUUCAUCAGAGUCCAAUAGUUCAUUCGCGAAGUCAGGCUGUUGGCAUGUGGCAAGCAUUACUGGAAGAAGCAGCGAUCGCUCAUGUAUCACAAGAACAUUAUUUUAAAGAUAAAUAUUUAUUUUACCGUUUUUCUGGUGAUGAAGACGGGAAAAUGAUAAGACCCGGCAGUGCCGAACAAAAUGCAAGUGAAGAACAAUUAAAUGAUGUGAUUCUUACUUUAGCACAGGUCGGACCUGAUGCUAUGCUUCGAAUGAUUUUACGAAAACCACCACAUGAACGAACUAUUGACGAUCUAGAAAUUAUCUACGAUGAAUUAUUACAUGUCAAAGCUCUUUCACAUCUCUCAUCGCUGGUUAAACGUGAAUUAGCUGGUGUUUUGAUCUUCGAAGCUCAUCCGUUCAAAGGCGAGAUUUUGUUUAGCCAAGGUGAUGAAGGCAAAUCAUGGUAUAUCAUUUUAAAAGGUUCAGUUCAAUGUAGUAUCUAUGGAAAAGGAGUUGUUGGAACAUUGCAUGAAGGUGAUGAUUUUGGUAAAUUGAGUUUAGUUAAUAAUUCACCACGAACGGCAACGAUUAUUUUAAAUGAAGAUAAUACACAUUUCUUACGUGUUGAUAAGGACGAUUUUAAUCGAAUUCUUCGUGAUGUCGAAGCGAAUACAAUUAAAUUGAAAGAAUUUGGAAAGGACGUUCUCAUACUGGAAAAGGUACCGAUAAAUGUUAAAACGUCUGAUGGAACAUAUCAAGUUUGUUACAAAUAUUCGGUGAUGUCUGGUACAGCAGAAAAGAUGCUUGGAUAUCUUUUAGAAACAUAUAUUUGUAUUAAUUGUGAAGAGGCUGACACGAGUCUCGAAGAUUUUUUUUCCACUUAUGUUAUUUUUAUGCCAACGAAUCAAAUCUGUGCAACAUUAUUGACAAUUUACAAAGCAAAACCGCAGCAGCGUGCCGGAGAACAAAUGGAUUCAACAUUAAGAGAGAAAAUCAAAGUUAUUCGAUUUAUUCUCGAAUGGCAUGACGUGACAAAGGAAACGUUUUUCGAAGAUCCGAAGAUCAAUGUGUUUCUUGAUGAAUUACAUCAAUUAAUGCGUGUCGAUGUGAAGGUCUAUCCUCAAUUAAAGGAUGAGAUGAAAUCAUUGGAAACAAUUAUGGAAAAUGAUUCAAAUUCUAAGGAACCAAAAGAACAACGAAAGAGUAAAUUACCAUGGAAACAACGAAACAGUAUCGAUAAACCAAAGAUGAUUCGAGCAUCGGAUGAGGUUAUCUUCAAAGUUUAUUGUGCUGAUCAUACGUACACAACGAUGAAAAUGCGAGUUGAUACACCAGCAUCGAGAAUUAUUCGUUUAGCUGCUGACAAACUAGGAUUACGUACGGAUCAACCUGAUGAUUUAAAGCUAUGCGAAGUAAAAUCCACAGGAGAACGGUUAAUAUUCAAGGAAAGUGAUCUAAGCAUUUCCUUUGGUUUAUCGUUGAACGGUCGUCUAUUCUUAGCACCGGGUGAUCAUCUCGAUGCAUUAGUGCCUUUGCCAGAACAAGAAGGUCCACAACGUGGUACUUGGCAGAAAUUAGAAAUGUUCGGCUCGAAAGAACUUGCCUAUGCAAUAACCAUGCAUGAUUACGAUUUGUUCAUGGCUAUUAAUCCACAUGAAUUACUUUAUCAAGUGUUUGGUCGGUAUAAAUAUGGCAAAAUAACAUCAAAUUUAGAUACAUUUAUGCGGCGAUUCAAUGAAAUUCAAUAUUGGAUUGUCACGGAAAUAUGUUUAACACCAAGUCCUGGUAAACGAGUACAACUUCUUCGGAAAUUCAUCAAACUCGCUUCAUAUUGCAAAGAAUAUCGAAAUCUGAACUCGUUCUUUGCAAUUGUCAUGGGUUUGAGUAACAUUGCCGUUAGUCGUCUGUCUCUUACUUGGGAAAGAUUACCGAGUAAAAUUAAACGAAUGUUUUCCGAAUUCGAAACACUCAUGGAUCCAUCGCGUAAUCAUCGCGUUUAUCGAUCAACAUUGACAAAACUUACACCACCAAUUAUACUAUUCAUGCCACUUCUACUAAAAGAUUUAACAUUUACUCAUGAAGGCAAUAAGACAUAUAUAAUCGAAGGUUUAGUCAAUUUUGAAAAAAUGAGAAUGCUAUCACAUACGAUGCGUACAUUGAAAAUUUGUCGAAGUCAAACAUUGCAAUUACAAGUGCCACAAGGUGCAAAAAAUCUUUCGGAAAUUCAAGAAUAUGUUCGCGAAAUGAACGUUAUCGAUAAUCAACGUAUUCUAAAUCAACUAUCCAAUAAACUCGAACCGCGUCAAACUUAA
Messenger RNA from Adineta ricciae, 3072 nucleotides. The record is from the annotation of a GenBank genome assembly. Lineage: Eukaryota; Metazoa; Rotifera; Eurotatoria; Adinetida; Adinetidae.